GGUGAAGGCUUUGUAGAGUUCAGAAAUGAGGCCGACUAUAAGGCUGCUCUGUGUCGUCAUAAACAGUACAUGGGCAAUCGCUUUAUUCAAGUUCAUCCAAUUACUAAGAAAGGUAUGCUAGAAAAGAUAGAUAUGAUUCGAAAAAGACUGCAGAACUUCAGCUAUGACCAGAGGGAAAUGAUGCUAAAUCCAGAGGGGGAUGUCAACUCUGCCAAAGUCUGUGCCCACAUAACAAAUAUUCCAUUCAGCAUUACGAAGAUGGAUGUUCUUCAGUUCCUAGAAGGAAUCCCAGUGGAUGAAAGUGCUGUACAUGUUCUUGUUGAUAACAAUGGGCAAGGUCUAGGACAGGCAUUGGUUCAGUUUAAAAAUGAAGAUGAUGCACAUGGCCCACUGCGUGACCUUGGUUCAGCUGUCCAUUUCCUGUGACCAUCUCAUUGACAAGGACAUCGGCUCCAAGUCUGACCCACUCUGCGUCCUUUUACAGGAUGUGGGAGGGGGUAGCUGGGCUGAGCUUGGCCGGACUGAACGAGUGCGGAACUGCUCAAGCCCUGAGUUCUCCAAGACCCUACAGCUUGAGUACCACUUUGAGACAGUUCAGAAGCUACGCUUUGGAAUCUAUGACAUAGACAACAAGACACCAGAGCUGGGGGAUGAUGACUUCCUAGGGGGUGCUGAGUGUUCCCUAGGACAGAUUGUGUCCAGCCAGGUACUGACUCUCCCCUUGAUGCUGAAGCCUGGAAAACCCGCUGGGCAGGGGACCAUCACGGUCUCAGCUCAGGAGUUGAAGGACAAUCGUGUAGUGACCAUGGAGGUAGAGGCCAGAAACCUAGAUAAGAAGGACUUCCUGGGAAAAUCGGAUCCAUUUCUGGAGUUCUUCCGCCAGCGUGAUGGGAAAUGGCACCUGGUGUACAGAUCUGAGGUCAUCAAGAACAACCUGAACCCUACAUGGAAGCGUUUCUCAGUCCCUGUUCAGCAUUUCUGUGGUGGGGACCCCAGCACACCCAUCGAGGUGCGAUGCUCAGAUUAUGACAGUGACGGGUCACAUGAUCUCAUCGGUACCUUCCACACCAGCUUGGCCCAGCUGCAAGCAGUCCCGGCUGAGUUUGAAUGCAUCCACCCUGAGAAGCAGCAGAAAAAGAAAAGCUACAAGAACUCUGGAACUAUUUGUGUCAAGAUUUGCCGGGUAGAAACAGAGUAUUCCUUUCUGGACUAUGUGAUGGGAGGCUGUCAGAUCAACUUCACUGUGGGCGUGGACUUCACUGGCUCCAAUGGAGACCCCUCCUCACCUGACUCCCUACACUACCUGAGUCCAACAGGGGUCAAUGAGUACCUGAUGGCACUGUGGAGUGUGGGCAGCGUGGUUCAGGACUACGACUCAGACAAGCUGUUCCCUGCAUUUGGAUUUGGGGCCCAGGUUCCCCCUGACUGGCAGGUCUCGCAUGAAUUUGCCUUGAAUUUCAACCCUGGUAACCCCUACUGUGCAGGCAUCCAGGGCAUUGUGGAUGCCUACCGCCAAGCCCUGCCCCAAGUUCGCCUCUAUGGCCCCACCAACUUUGCACCCAUCAUCAACCACGUGGCCAGGUUUGCAGCCCAGGCUGCACAUCAGGGGACUGCCUCGCAAUACUUCGUGCUGUUGCUGCUGACUGAUGGUGCUGUGACCGAUGUGGAAGCCACACGUGAGGCUGUGGUGCGCGCCUCAAACCUGCCCAUGUCAGUGAUCAUUGUGGGUGUGGGUGGUGCUGACUUUGAGGCCAUGGAGCAGCUGGAUGCUGAUGGUGGACCCCUGCAUACACGUUCUGGGCAGGCCGCUGCCCGCGACAUUGUGCAAUUUGUACCCUACCGCCGGUUCCAGAAUGCCCCUCAGGAGGCAUUGGCACAGACUGUACUCGCAGAAGUGCCCACACAACUGGUCUCGUACUUCAGGGCCCAGGGUUGGGCCCCACUCAAGCCACUUCCACCCUCAGCCAAGGGUCCUGCACAGGUCCCCCAGGCCUAGGUCCCCUUGGAGGCUGUGGCAAGUCCUGAAUCCUGUGUUCCAGAGGUCCCUCGGGGCCACAACCCAACCCAACCCUUCACACUCUCCUCAGUGCUAGCACUUUGUAUUUUUUGAUACUUUUAUACUCAUUUCUGCUUUUGCUGCUCUUGAUCCCACCUGCUUGCUCCUGACAACCUUCAUUCAAUAAAGACCAGUGAAGACCAA
Molecule: messenger RNA, 2200 nt
Organism: Cercocebus atys (sooty mangabey)
Lineage: Eukaryota; Metazoa; Chordata; Mammalia; Primates; Cercopithecidae
Gene: CPNE1
Product: copine I
Exons: 16
Coding region: 368-1996 (542 amino acids)
Biological process (GO): positive regulation of tumor necrosis factor-mediated signaling pathway; cellular response to calcium ion; regulation of canonical NF-kappaB signal transduction
Cellular component (GO): plasma membrane
Molecular function (GO): calcium-dependent phospholipid binding
Source: RefSeq, a predicted model, not a curated record